Messenger RNA from Mya arenaria, 8460 nucleotides. Its product is annotated as cytosolic carboxypeptidase 1-like. Bases 176 to 3919 code for a protein of 1247 amino acids. Gene Ontology annotation, molecular function: metallocarboxypeptidase activity; zinc ion binding. Gene Ontology annotation, biological process: proteolysis; C-terminal protein deglutamylation; protein side chain deglutamylation. The record is from RefSeq and is a predicted model, not a curated record. The transcript is spliced from 25 exons. Lineage: Eukaryota; Metazoa; Mollusca; Bivalvia; Myida; Myidae.
AAGGGACGCAACUUGCAAAACCUGUCAAAAUAUUGUUUUAUGUUCUUCGUUGUCUGUCUGCUAAUUACGACUUACAGCAAUGUUCAUCAGAUAACUGAAGGAGUGGUGCUUUUUUGACACUAUGUAGAGGACUGUUGGACAUCAAUUCAUUACACAGAAUUGUUUUUAAACCAAGAUGGAAAGAAAUGUUGGGGCCCGUCUUCAGUCAAUGUUCCAGCAGCUGGAAAAGCUGGGAGGAAAGGCAGCCAAAAACCAGUCAGGCGAAGAUCUCCAGCAGAUGAGAUACGUUACAUGCAAAAUCUUCCAAAUCAUUGCCACUCAGGAAAAGAUUCACAGGGAUUCUGUAUUGAAGAACCAAGCCCAGCUUGACCUGCUUUUACAGACACUGAAGAAUGCAUCGGACAGAGCUGUGUUGGUGAACAUCAUCAACAUCUGCAGUGAACUGCUUGGGAAAACACAGGUUGGUAAGAAGGCGAGUGCAUUUGUGAGCGUGAAUGCGACCAACAUUGUGUUCCAGACCCUGGUACAGGAGGCUGAAGACAACUCGCCCUCGGAGGAAUUCAUGUUCACAUGUCAUCAGGUGCUUGCUAGAAUUGGACAGAAAGACCGAAAGUUUGCGUUAAAGGCCAGAUUGAACCGAGCCCUGCUGGUGACCUUGACAUUGAUCAAGAACAACCUGACCAAUUUCCGUAACCUCCAGGUUCUACUGCCGGUCUUCAAGCUCUAUACCAACAACAGUGUGAACUCAUCUUAUCUGGGAAAACAUAACACAAUUCCACCAAUUUGCAAGGUUGUCCUGCAGUGUAACAGGAAGCAUGCCUCCGUCCUGAAAUAUGGUCUAGACAUUCUCAACAACCUCACCAAGUCACGCAACAACGCUGCCCGAACUAUAGGAGGCGAGUAUGUGCCCCAUAUUCUUAUCCUGUACAACGACUGGCAUCACGCUGACACCAAACAUCGACAUGUGUCUAUCAGGAAAGGGCUGCUCAACAUCCUCAAGAACAUCACAAACCUACGCUCUGGUCGUAGGACCCUUGUUGAUGCAGGUGGUAUCCGUAUACUCUAUGAGAGUGCCCAGGAUGUUAUCGAGUGUCGUGAAAUGGAAAACCUCAUUCUCCUUGCCAGUGUCAUCAUGCGUAAAUGCUGCCCUCGAAACAAACUGCCUGUGUCACGGUUCAACAGUGUGGUCACCUUUGAAAGACCGGAGUCUGAACUAUAUCCAGUGGAAGGAGCUGAAUUAGCUUCAGAGCCCAAUAGCAGCCAGUCUAUGCUGGAUGGUGGUGAUAGUGACAACAGCUCCUUGGAAGAUGAUGAUGACAUUGACAGCGAUGAUGAACGUUUCAAAAAUGAGGUGGAUGAGAAUGAGGAUGAAGGAGGGGACACAACUCCUGAGGCCCACAAACGCUCCCCGGAGGAUCUCGCCAUGUAUAACCACCUGUUCCCUGAGUUGUUCGAGAUUGAAUUCCAGGAAGAAUCAAAUAGCGACUCCAUUGUCAUCCCCACUGGGUCACAGGAAAGCGGGCUUGAAAGGGGUGGCCGCAGGAGUAGCGAAAAACUGGCCACGAGAGCUGGCGUCAUUUACCCGCUCAACCCUGACAGUCUGCGCAAGUCUAGCUCUAGUCAUACUAUCUACCGGAUGCAAACUUGUGUCAGUGACUUUAAUGAUACGUCCGGUUACUCCAGUGGUCGGACUGGUACUACUGGGGGUGGGGUAGAUGUAGAGUACUUGGACAGUUAUGGUCGCUCAGAAUCUACUAUCAACAUGAAAACUGGUGCUAACGUAAUUUCCCUGGACUUUCCCACAUCAAACACUCCGUCUAACAAAUUGUCUGGUUCUAAAAAAGCUGCAGCUCAAAAAUCAAAGAAAUCCAAGGGCUCUAAAAAACCUGGCAAAGAUAAAAAGCUAAAGAAAUCUGUUACGAAAGACAGUUCUGAUAACAUAGCAAGUUUUACGAACUCUCUGUGUAUAACUCCGAUACCAAAUAUCGUAGAUCCGGACGAGGAAAUUGAACAGAAUCUUGUGUAUGAGGAUGAUGAUGAUGUGUUCGAUAUGCAACAUGAUCCUCUGAUGUACCAGGAGGUGGCCCGGCUUACCAAGAGUGUUUACAGGUUUGAAAAGAUAGCGUACCCCGACCUGUGUGGGAGUAUCUCGCCGUACGGUUUUGAGCCUCUCUACCACAGGAAAUUUGGAGUGCAAAGGUCCAAGGUAUUUGAAGACAUUGAUCGAAUGAUCCACCCAGAGCUUAUCAUAGAUCGAGACGUAUAUGACCUUGACCUUAUCAAGGCGAAGGCCGGGGUCAACUUUAUACCAGAUAACUCUGCAGUCUCGAACAGAGAUGAAUUCAGGGUUGGUUCUGCAGGGAGGUAUGAACCAGGACCUGAGACACUCAGGUUCAACUCCCAGUUUGAGUGCGGAAAUCUGAGAAAAGCCAUCUGUGUGCGAGACUUUGAGUAUGAUCUGAUCCUGAAUCCCGACGUUAAUAUCAACCAUCACCAUCAGUGGUUUUACUUUGAGGUCUCCAACAUGAUAUCUGGCUGUCCAUAUAGGUUCAACAUCGUCAACUGCGAGAAACUCAACUCACAGUUCAACUUUGGCAUGCAGCCAAUCCUGUUUUCCGUUAUGGAGGCCAUGGAAGGGAAACCAUUCUGGGUCAGAACAGGAACUGACAUCUGUUACUACAGAAACCACUUUACACGCAGCGCCACGGUUACGGGAGGAGUAAAGGGCAAAACGUACUACACAACGACAUUCACGGUGACGUUCAAACACAGCAGGGACGUCUGCUACAUGGCGUAUCACUACCCAUAUACAUUCUCAACACUUCAGACGCACCUGACCCUGUGGGAUCAGACGGUGGACCGGGAUGCGGUGUUUUUCCGACGACAGACACUCUGUGAAACAUUGGCAGGAAAUCCCGUCCCUGUAGUAACAAUUACUGCUCAGCCACGCACAGACAGCAGAGAGGACAUAGAGGAGUUCAAGAGCAGGCCAUACAUUUUCCUGUCAGGGAGAGUUCAUCCAGGGGAGUCAAAUGCCAGCUGGGUCAUGAAAGGUACAAUAGACUAUCUGUUGAGCAAGCGCCCAGUGGCUGUCAAGCUUCGGAACAUGUACAUCUUCAAGAUUGUACCCAUGUUAAAUCCUGACGGGGUCAUCAAUGGAAACCACCGAUGUUCACUGGCAGGUGAAGAUCUAAACCGUCGCUGGGAUAACCCUUGUCCAAGGUUACACCCAACCAUAUUUCACUGCAAAGGCCUGCUACAGUACCUACAAAUGAUCAACAAAGCACCAUUGGUAUACUGCGACUACCAUGGCCACUCUCGCCGGAAGAACAUUUUCAUAUAUGGCUGCAGUGCGGCGAUGUCUUGGAUUGUUAAUGAUACUAACAACCCUGGGUCCACAGGCAACAAGAUGGAAGAUAAUGGAUUUAGGACAUUGCCGCGGGUGCUGGACUGUAUAGCUCCCCAGUUUUCACUAGCCAACUGCAGUUUUGUCGUGGAGAAAACAAAGGAAACAACAGCUCGCAUGGUUGUGUGGCGCCAGAUCGGGGUCAACAGGUCGUACACAAUGGAGAGCACUUACUGUGGCAUGGAUCGAGAGGGAAAGUUCAAGGAUCAACAUAUUUCCACCCACAUACUGGAAGAGAUGGGUCACAGGUUCUGUGAGGGUCUUCUAAGGCUGGGCCGGGGCAGGGGUAACCUGUAUGAGACAAACCUCACCAUGCCCUGUGAGACCAGCCUAGAACAGCUUGGGGCGUAUGGAAACCUGCAGGGAGAGUAUCUAGAGGAGGAUAACAGUGAUGAAGCAGCUGAUUUGAGAGAGGCUAGGGGUGAGAAGGGCUUCAGUGAUGAUGUCCUCGCAGAUGACGAGUCUUCAUCGUAUAUAGAGUCAGGCGAUGAAGACGAUGUUGAUGAGUUGUGACAACCAAGGAGGGGACAGGAGGACGCUCCACAAGACAACAGUGUAGGAAAAUCUGAUAGUGUAGGAAAAUCUGAUAGUGUCAGAAAAUCGAGGAAAACUGGGGUGAAAAGGGGUAGAAAACGUGCAGUAAAGAGAAAUUUAGAUGAUGGAAUUGAUGCUGAUAAUAUUGUUGAUGGUAAUGGUAUUGAUAAUUUAGCUAAAGAAGAAGAUAAAAAUCCGGAAAGUUCUGAAACUGGUGGUAGUGGCUCAAUUGUUAAGGACUCUGUGCAUGAAGAAGCAGUAGAUGCUGAAUCUGAAGCAUUAGAAGAGCAAGGUGAAGAGCCAGAUAAUGAUGAUCAGAAACCAUGUACAGAAAAUGAUGAAGUGAAAGACGAUGCAAAUGAUACUGCUAGGAAAACAAGUGAUGACGUUGUAGAAACUUCUGAAACCAGUAAAUACAACACAAAUACUGCUGAGACCAGUGAUAUGGAAACAAAACCAUUGAAUGACCAAAUUGCUGCUAUUGCAGCGAGGAUUGCAUUGUCAGUGGAGACAGAGCCUUUGUCCCCUCAAGACUGGAAAUUGCCAAAGGGGAAGACAGCGGAUCCUUCGACAGUUUGUGUUCUACUUUAGAGUCAUCUGGUUGAUCAUUGUGUGUUUAUUCUCAUUGUUUUGGGUGAUUGAUGUGUUGUUAUUAGGUGAUUAUGUUUUUUAUUCUUUGGAAAAAAGCGGAAAGUUUAUUUUUAAAAGGGGCCUUUUAGAUGGCAUAUGUCGGUGUUUGUAGUAAUGAUUUCGGACAUGUUUUCGCGGAAAGCCAUAAAGACAGUUUGUUUUUAUUGUUAAAUACACCUUUACAGUUAUUUUUUUAACAAACAAUUAAAACACCAGGGAAUUACACCAAAAUCUAUCUCCUUUUAGAGAGGCAGGGCAAUAACUAUCUCCCUGGGAAAAGGUCUUUGUUAUUGUACAUACACAUUUUAGCUGCAAAUUGGUGAACAUGUACAUGUUUCUUUGCAUUUGGAAUGAAAUCUGUAGCUUACUGUGCAUAUAGCUUUGAAAGUUAUUUAAUUCUCAAUGCGAAUUGCUCACCAUUAUCUUAAACCAGUACAUUAUUCAUACAUGUAUUUGCAAACUAUUUCAUUCAGUUAGAACCUAGUCUUUUCAUCUUAGGGAAAGUUAUAUACCCGGUACACAUUUAUAACCACAUCUUCAAACACCAUUUAUUUUAAUUCAUUAUAUUCAUGAAUCUUAAAUUUUGUAUUAUUUCAUAGCAAAAUGUUUUUUUCAUCAAAAUAUGGUCAUUUUAGCAUAAAUAUAUGUUUUGUCACAUAACUGCCACUUGUAGAAUAUGCAUUUUAUGUAUUCUGUUGCCAGUUUUAUUUUUUUAAUGAUUUUUAUCUUUAGCUCUACUGGCCAUAGGCCAGAAGUGCUUAUUCAAUGGCAUGGUGUCCGCCGUCUGUGUGUUUGUAAACAAUUGUUUGUGAAUGCAAUAAAGUCGUCAGUUUUGAUUGUAUCUUACAUCAAACUUAUACAGUAGUUAAAUAUCCAUCAGAGCUCAUUUCCUUACUAUAACCAGCCAGAUCCUCAUAUGCAUAUCUGGAUUAUGGCCUUUGAAUUCACGCCAGUACAGCAUAGGUCCUGUUGGGCCUCCUGUUUUUAUUGCACAAUUUGUGCUUUUAUGUGUUUUUCAAGCAUUCCAAGCUUUCUAAAAGCAUUGUCCUAUGAUAGUUCUGAUUUUUAGCCUUAGUUUAAAUGUCAAAAAAUAUGGAAACUGCAAUAAGAAGCAAUGUCUAUAAAUGUGCAAAAACCCUUUAAGCAAACUUGUUACUUCUUGUUUAUUUCUGUAUUGUUGUACAUAAAAAGUAAAUAAACUGAACAUACCCUUUUCUUAAAAGACUGGGGGCCAAGAGUCCUAAGAGAGGUUUCAUACAUAGGAGUGAUUUUCAGCAAUGUUUAACUACUGUUGAAAAUCUCCCCUAAGGGCAAAAUUGCUCCUAGGAGUCUUGAUAACACAGCCACCACAAUAUUAUUAAAGAACUCUGAACUAUGACUGAAAGCUAUUAUAGGUUUUUGAGUGUUCAAUAAAAUUGACUGUGAUAGUGUUUUUUUGGAUUGAAUUACAUUUUAAGCUUGUCUGGUUUUCAAAGAAAAAAAAGUGAAGUUAUUGACAGAGCCUUGGUGUCGUUGUUGUAUUGUAAAAUCAGUAAGCUUGGCCAUUACUCAAAAACCAUCAAGAUAAUCACAUGAAAGUGAUGAAACUUUGUACAAUUGUUACUGGUGAAAACAUGCACAUGUAUAGCAAGGCAAGUAACUCUGGAAUGAAUAAACAUGCAAAAUCAUUUACUUGGCCGUUACUCAAAAACCAUCAAGAUAUUCACAUGAAUGUGAUGGAACUUUGUACAAAUGUUACUGGUGAAAAGAUAACUUCACGAAACUUCGUUCACAAAUUACCAGCGACAAUAUCUGGAUUUAAUAGUUGUUGAGUUACACCCCUUGUUUGUCUGAAAAAAACGACAGACAAGCAAUGACGUUUGAUCCACAGCGCUCUUGUUUUUUUUUGUGGUCAUAAUAUCUGAGGCAUAAAUAUGAUGAAGUCUUAUUAAACAUAUGCAUUUGACUAUACCUCAUAUGUAUAGUAAGCUGUCACACAGCUUUGUUAGUGAAUAUUUUUAUAUGUCUGUGAUAAAUGUUUACAUGAUGAUUAUUUUUGCUUUUGCUUGUAUAUGUGUCAUUAUCGGAGAGAUAACAAAACUCUUCUUGUAUGUGUAUGUGAAUGUGUAGAUAUGUGUACACAUUGAGUUUUUUUUUAAGUUAGCGCAAGGUGGGGGGGGGGGGGGGUUAAGGCCUUUUAUUCUGUUGCUAGGCCUAUCAUCAAUUAUGGUUGAUUUAAGCAUCUGAUGCAUUCUCAUGCAUAUCAUCAAGUAUGGUCUAUAUAUGAUUGUGGUGCCAAUUUAGUCAAACCUUCAAAAAUAUUUAAUUUGUAGAAACAUUACAAAAGGCAACCAGGCGGUAUUCUUUUCCUUUCCACAACUUUGUGUUCAUUUUUUAACCAGUUAUAGUGCAUUAUGCACAGAUCAUAAAAAAGUAUGACAUUUUACAACUAAGAAUUUUAUUGAAAUAGGUCCCUGUAAACGACACAAUAAAUAGUCCUCACAUACAAGUAGUGUUUACAAUAUCUCUAAAAAAUACCAUUGCUUUUUCAAUUUUAUUUGUACAUAAUAUGGUUGUUGUAAUAGUUUAGACUGCCUUUGUUUGAUUUAUGUAAAUAUGUGUUAAUGGCUUGGGAUAGUUUUAACAAUUUCGAAGUUACGAAUAAAGAGAUUUUAAAGCAUAAUCAGUAAGUUAUGGCUUAUUUGGGUUGUUUCCAUUCAUUUUAUUUAUGUUUGUUUUUCUAGUGAUAAUUAUGGGCCCCUGCAACAUGAGAUUCUGAAUAGAAUACAGGCUCCUAAAAUGAUUUGCACGGCCGGUUUUUUGUUCAAACUAUGAUAAUUAGACUAAAAAGUGAAUAUACAGAUUUUUCAGCUUAAAAAUAAGUAACAAAGUUAAGAAAAGUUUCAGACAGACUAAAGUAAACCAUGGUCUUUUUAGCCAGGGGGUUGUUUAAAUAUAACUUCACUUAUCUUAAAAUUGUAUAAAUUUAUAGAAAUAGCCAUACAUCGAUUUGUUUUAUUUCCUCAACUUACAAUUCAUUUUCAAUGUUGACUAAAGCUCAAUAUAUAUACCCCAGAAUUCACACAACUGGGUUUUCCCUUGCCGGUACAAAAAAAGGUGAAUUUCGAGCGAUUGAUAUUCAUGUAUCAGUCCAAGGACUCUAUUGUUUCUGAAGUAACAUGUGUGUAUUAAAACGGUAAAAUUUUGUUUGUACCUGUGGAUUAGCUUUGGAAAACCAGAAUAUCUAUAAUUCCGGGCUUAAACUAUUCACAUACAUGCAGGAAUAUAAUAAAAUUAUGGCAUUAUGAUCAUUUCAAUUUAUGACUAAAAUCAACUAAGAUCUUUAUCGAAACUACCCCCUGCCACUGUUAAUUACGUUUUCCUGAAUUCCAAAUUUAAAUAUGAUUAGUAGUGAUAGUUCUUUUAUUAAAGUGGUUGAACUGAAUUUGAAUUUGUUUCAGCUUUACUGUUAUUUUUUUUGUAUAUAUUGUUGGAUUGUUAUUUUGUUAAGUAGCACCAUUUGUUAAACAGAUUUUAAUUUUGUAUGAAAAAUAUUUCAAUAACCCAAGGAAUGUUCAAUUAAUAGUUAAAUUAGUUUUUUCAGCUUACCUGUUUUUACAAAAUGCAAGUUAAGGUAUCGUCAUAGCAUUGGUGUUAUUAUUGUCGUCAUCGUGCAAAAUUUUAAUAUUGGCCACUGGCCAGACAUAACCUGGAAACUGUGACGAAUGAUAGAACAAUACCUAGAUCUGCAAGCAAUCCCAUUUGGCAAAAGUAUUUGUUUAGUUAUGGCUGUUGAUUGACUUAGAAUAACAGAUGAGCAUUUCUCUUGGUUCGUAGAAGUAGCAGAUUUCAAAACUCCAAUUUUGUUAAAUGUUUUAAUCUGUUGUACCCCAUGUUGAGAGAUAAGAAAA